GUGAAUGACGGCGAAAACGUUAACCCUUGUACAGAGAACUUUCCACGAUGGCGUCCUCUGCAUUGUUGGUGUUGCUGGUACUUCAGUUUGGAUUUGGACAAAGCUCUCAUAAACAUCCUCAUGAAGAUCAUUAUAUUGGCCAGCAGCACAACCCUGAACAUGACAUGAACGUCCUUCUGGGAGAUGAGGACACUGAAGAGAUAAAGAAACUCAGCCCUGCAGAGCAGAGGAAAAAGAUCAUGGAAAUUGUGAAGAAAAUUGAUGCAAAUGCUGACAAUCUGCUAAGUGCAGAGGAGAUCACGCUAUGGAUUCAGCACAUCUACAGAAAAUAUGCUCUGGAUGAUGCAAAGGAGCGGUUCCCCGAGUUCGACACCAACAAGGACGGCGUCGUGACGUGGGAGGAGUACAACAUGGUCACUCAUGACCACCUCAUCAGUUUUGAUGACGCGGCUGUUCUGGAGGAUCCAGAGCAAGAGUCUCUCAGACAUCUCCAUCUGAAGGAGAGGAGGCGCUUUGACUUCGCAGAUGCAGACGGCACAUCGGGGCUUAAUGUGGCAGAGUUUCUUGCCUUCACCCACCCAUCUGAAGUGGAUCACAUGGCUGAUUUUGCCAUUGAAGAUGUGUUGGUUGAAUAUGACAGAGAUGAAGAUGGAUUCAUCAGUCUGAGUGAAUUUAUUGGGGACGUUCGUGGUGAUGAUGAUUCCCCUUCACAGUGGGAGAUCGAAGAAAGAGUGCGGUUUAAAGACCUCUAUGAUCAAGAUAAGGAUGGCAAGUUGAAUCGAGAGGAGCAGCUCCGCUGGAUUGCACCUAAUAGCUACGGUUCAGCAAGAGAGGAGGCACUUCACCUCCUCAAGGAAAUGGACCACGACGCUGACGGGCAGAUCUCAGAGGCUGAAGUUUUGAAAAAUCAAGAAACAUUCAUGAACAGUGAAGUCACAGACUAUGGCAGGCAGCUGCAUGUAUCACACGAUGAAUUAUAG
Chelmon rostratus (copperband butterflyfish) is the source of this 980-nucleotide messenger RNA. RefSeq names its product reticulocalbin 2 (gene rcn2). The transcript has 8 exons. NCBI's taxonomy places the organism in Eukaryota, Metazoa, Chordata, Actinopteri, Chaetodontiformes, Chaetodontidae. Bases 48 to 980 code for a protein of 310 amino acids. The record is from RefSeq and is a predicted model, not a curated record. Gene Ontology annotation, cellular component: endoplasmic reticulum. Gene Ontology annotation, molecular function: calcium ion binding.